Molecule: messenger RNA, 927 nt
Organism: Lactuca sativa (garden lettuce)
Lineage: Eukaryota; Viridiplantae; Streptophyta; Magnoliopsida; Asterales; Asteraceae
Source: RefSeq, a predicted model, not a curated record
AUGUAUGCUUCUGUAGCUCGCUUGGAAGCCAUUUGUGUCUUAGCUUAUGCUUCCUACAUGGGGUUCACUAUAUAUCAAAUGGAUGUCAAGACCGCUUUCCUAUAUGGAGUCGUGAAAGAGGAUAUCUAUGUUGAUCAACCCCCUGGGUUUGUCAAUUCAAAAGUUCCAAAUCAUAUCUAUGUGGAUGACAUCUUUUUUGGGUCGACGAGUUCAGAGUUGUGCAGAGAGUUUGAAGAAGUCAGGAAGAAAAGAUUUGAAAUGAGCUCGCGUGGAGAAAUGACGAUGUUUUUGGGAUUGCAAAUUCGUCAAGAUUCAUCCGGAAUCCUACUACAUCAGGGAAAAUAUAUGGAGGAUAUGCUUGUGAAGUUCGGGUUGAAAGAUUUCAAACAUGCCUUUACUCCUAUGGAUGAAAGACCACUGUUGGGACCAAAUCCAGAAGGAGAUUCCGUAGAUCAAACUGAAUAUCGAUCGAUGAUCGGAUCUCUUAUGUAUUUUCCUGCCAACAGAGCUGACAUCAUGUUCGUCGUCUGUCAAUGUGCUCGAUAUCAGGCUAAUCCUAAACUCUCUCAUAUGAUUGUUGUUAAAAUGAUUUUUAGAUACCUCAAAGGUAGUCCUAAAUUGGGGCUAUGGUAUCCUAAAAUUUCUGAAUUCGAUCUAUACGCUUUCGGUGACAGCAACUAUGGAGGUUGUGAUUUUGACAGGAAAUCAACAUCAGGCGGAUGUCAGUUUCUGGGGGAGAGGUUGGUGUCCUGGCAAUGCAAGAAACAGCAAACGAUGUCCACUUCAACAGCCGGGGCAGAGUAUGUCGCUGCAUCAACAUGCUGCUCUCAGGUGCUUAUUUGGGAAUUGAUAUCAAGAAAGAGUGAUAACGGGCAGUUGAAACAAGUGUACAGUAUUGAAUCUGAAUUGUCUAGACUCUGUGUUUAA